Molecule: messenger RNA, 402 nt
Organism: Urocitellus parryii (Arctic ground squirrel)
Lineage: Eukaryota; Metazoa; Chordata; Mammalia; Rodentia; Sciuridae
Source: RefSeq, a predicted model, not a curated record
AUGGACAUCCCCAUCAGCAGCAGAGACUUCCACUGCCUGCAGCUGGCCUGUGUGGCCCUGGGUCUGGUGGCCGGCAGCAUCAUCAUCGGAGUCUCGGUGUCCAAGGCUGCGGCUGCCGUGGGCGGCAUCUUUCUCGGUGCUGCUGGGCUGGGGCUCCUCAUCUUUGCCUACCCCUUCCUGAAGGCUCGGUUCAACCUGGAKCGCAUCCUGCCUACAAUAGAGGAACUGGGGUGGUCUUAUCUUUUAGAGAGCCUGAGAAUCCACCCCAACCCAGGAUCAGACCAAGGAGAGGGAAGAUCUGGUACCAAUGGAAAUAAGGAAGGAGCCCGCAGCAGCCUGUCCACUGUGACCAGGACGCUGGAGAAGCUGAAACCAGGAAGCCGUGGGACCGAGGAGGGCUAG